CAUUCUGGAGUCUUCUUCGAUGUUGCAGAUUUUGUUUCAUUCUUCGACAAAUCGCAAAGCAAGCGUGACACUUUGUCCGACCGAUCAAACUAUUCUAUGUGCCACAUAUUCUUACGUUUUUGUAGUGAUCCGUGUUUACCACUCCUUUUAAAUAAAAGUCUCUAUACACAUACACAAACACACACCUUAUACCAUAUGUAGAUAUAUCUAUAGAUAUAACAGGUGCAAAAAUCUGUGCGAAAGUCUCAUAAAACGACCACUGGUGCUCAAUUCUUAUUCCUCUUCCUCAUUGUGAAAGUCGUACUACAUGUGUGUGCCUGUGGAUUUCUCUUCUUCAUUCUUCCUUUUUCUUUGAAUAUUUUUCUUUCUUCUCACUUUAUACAUCCUGCAUACUUUUCGAACACUUAACUGUGACACAUUUAUAUUUAGCGAACUCUCAUUCGUAUAAUGAACGAAGUAACGAAUCAGGAUGAGAUACAUAUGACAACGCAUGAACUUAUUGCACAUCACGGCUAUAUACCUGAAACUCAUAAUAUUUGGACAGAGGACGAUUAUUGUCUUACUAUACAUAGAAUUAAAGCACCUGAUACGUCUAAUGUAUAUUCGACAAAUACCUAUGCCACAACGAACACAGAACAAGCUGUUAUUAACAGCUUAGAAAAAUCGACUGAAUCGAAUCUGAAAUCAAUCUGUUCUAAAUAUAGCCCAUUAUCAAAACCACCAGUUAUAAUAAAUCAUGGAGCCCUUUCAAGUUCUGCAGAUUGGGUUUUACUUGGCCCACAAAAAGCUCUUGGAUAUAUUUUGUGUCAAGCUGGAUACGAUGUGUGGCUUGCAAAUGCACGUGGUAAUAAAUAUUCUAGAAAGCAUAAAAUCUAUACACCAAAGGAUAAGAAGUUCUGGGAUUUUAGUUGGCACGAGAUAGGAUAUUAUGAUAUACCAGCGAUAAUAGAUUAUGUUUUGGAAAAAACUGGCUAUUCAGAAGUGUCUUAUAUUGGAUAUAGUCAAGGAACAACUACAUUUUUUGUAAUGGGAAGCGAACGACCAGAAUAUAAUGCCAAAGUUAAAGUAAUGGUCAGUUUAGCACCAAUAGCUUUUAUAUCUAACCAACGAAGUCCUUUAUUGAAAUGUGUUGUACAUUUCUAUAAUUUAGUGGAGUGGGGUUCUUCUUAUUGCAACAUACAUCAGUGGUUCCCUCACAACAAAUUACAGGCACGUGCUUUUGGUACAAUUCUUCGCAAUGCUCCUAGUGCAUUAACAAAUGGUGUUUGUAAUUGUUGGUUUAAUUUAAUUGCUGGAUUUGGUAGUAAUCAGCUUGAUAAAUGCAUGUUACCCCUUAUCUUUGGACACUUUCCAGCUGGUGCAUCAGCCAAACAAGUAGUUCAUUACAGUCAAUCCAUUUUAUCAGGAUCAUUUAGAAACUUUGAUUAUGGGCUUACCGAAAAUUUAAAAAUAUAUGGUUCUACUCAACCACCAAAAUAUAAUUUAGAAAAAGUAAAGGUUCCAGUGGCUAUUUUUUAUGCAGAAAAUGAUUUUUUGACACAUUCUUUGGAUAUACAAAAAACUAUAGAUAAGUUACCUAAUGUGAUAGAGACGAACAAAAUAGAAUAUUUAAAGUUUAAUCAUAUUGACUUUCUAUGGGGAAGAGAUGCUAAAACACUUGUAUAUAAUAAUGUUGUAGCAGUAUUAAAACGAUUCUAAUAAUA
Molecule: messenger RNA, 1703 nt
Organism: Vespula vulgaris
Lineage: Eukaryota; Metazoa; Arthropoda; Insecta; Hymenoptera; Vespidae
Product: lipase 3-like
Exons: 7
Coding region: 448-1698 (416 amino acids)
Biological process (GO): lipid metabolic process
Molecular function (GO): hydrolase activity, acting on ester bonds
Source: RefSeq, a predicted model, not a curated record